CCAACCUGAACAUUUGUGCAGUUCAGAGUAGAGAGCACGCCACCCCAUUGAUCAUGCACCUGGCUUUCUUCUCACUCAUCCUGAUAGCCGUACGUAUGUCUGUACCGGUGGACUGCUCACCGAGGCCCCGGGGCCCCGAGCAGCUCAUACAGCGUCAGCAGAGCAACUUCCCCAGAGAAACACAGGAUGAUACAGCUGGACGCUUCUUCCUGGGGAUGAGUGGAUCAAUAAGAAAACAUAUUCACAGAAACUUUCUGGUUAUUUUGCCAGUGCGGACAGAUACAAGCAACUUUGUGUCAAUAUUUGAUUUGAGAAGAAAGCGGUUCCUGUGUAUGGACUCAAAGGGGGAGCUGUACAACUCUAGGCAAAAGGACAGAGAAGAUUGUCUCUUCCAGCGCAUUUGGUUAAAUCUGUCCAACCAACGUGACGUGUUCUACUCCACAAGUGGGGGCCGGCUGCUCAGACUGGAGGCAGCUGAGCUGAGAGGCACUCACCAGGAGCACCCCGGACCCUCCCCCGGCCUGGUGGAGCAGCUCCUGGGUCCCCUGGUGAAGAGACACAGGCGGAGCGAGGGGGUGAACCCCUCUGAUCCGCUAAGAUCUCAGCCCUCACACUCUGCCACGGAUCACCAGGAUGUGGAUCAGGGGCAGCCGGACCAGGACCAGGCUGGUGCUGUCUCCAAGGAGACCAUCACUUCCUGUGACGACCCCCUGAGGGUCCUACAGCCCAACGGGCCCGUCAGUCCUGUCAAGACUAAUAUUGCAGAUCGAGCAGAACAAGAAUAAGAUACUGACCUUGUGUUCAGUGUGUGAAAAGUUAAGAGGGGCUGCAGGUCUUUAUGUUCUAAACUUACGUUGUGCUUGACUGCAGGGGGUUACUUCUUAUCCUGCAGGGUCAGUCAGAGACAAACAAAAGGGAUUUCAAUAUUUCACAACUUCUAAAAAUAGAGAUAAGAUCCUUGAAUCUGAAUUUUCAGGACUUGUUUCAAUGGUACUAUAAGGCUUUGUAAUGCGCUCCUGUUACAUAACAGCAGCUGUACCGAUGUGCUGUUUGAACAGCAACGUUCAACAUGACCAUGCAGAGUUUGGUCCCACGUCCCGCUGACCUCUUCCCUCAGUUAAAGUUUAAACCUUGGGUCAGAUGUGGUAAUGUUUGUUCUGCAUAUAUAAAAAAUGUGUAAUCUGUAGGUAAUUCUGCAUUUUUUUCAGAAAUAGAGCAGGUCAAACUGGAGACGUGAAUAAUCUGCCACACACUCAUGAAUACAAUGCAAUUACGUCAGGUGCCGGACACCAAUAGUCACAGUGAUGAAAGGUAUUUAUUUAUUAAAAUGACUUCAUGUUUAGCCUACUGUUUUAUUAUUUAUAUAUUUCAAGUUGUAUUGUUUUGUUCUGAUGUGGAAAGAAUAAAUGUUAACAUUUCUGUG
This is a messenger RNA of Gymnodraco acuticeps, 1423 nucleotides long. RefSeq names its product fibroblast growth factor 23-like. The record is from RefSeq and is a predicted model, not a curated record. Gene Ontology annotation, molecular function: growth factor activity. The transcript is spliced from 3 exons. Lineage: Eukaryota; Metazoa; Chordata; Actinopteri; Perciformes; Bathydraconidae. The coding region runs from base 54 to 785 and encodes 243 amino acids.